Alosa alosa (allis shad) is the source of this 2967-nucleotide messenger RNA. RefSeq names its product neuron navigator 3-like. NCBI's taxonomy places the organism in Eukaryota, Metazoa, Chordata, Actinopteri, Clupeiformes, Clupeidae. Gene Ontology annotation, molecular function: protein binding. The record is from RefSeq and is a predicted model, not a curated record. Gene Ontology annotation, biological process: neurogenesis; nervous system development.
GCUGUGAGCAGCAGAAUGACUGUGGCUGCGCUCCUCCUGAAGACUGAAACGCCGCGUCUCUCUCUCUCUCUCUCUCUCUCUCCCUCUCUUUCUCCCCUCUCUCUCCCCUCCCCGCCUCCUCUUGCACGCCUUCUCUACCAGACGUCAAGGAGGAGACACUGGACUCUUGUUUCUCUCUCUCUCCCUCUCUCACGCACACACGCACGCACACGCACACACACGCGCGUUCGUGUGGGAAACUUGGAGAACGGACUCCUCGGACUCCUGUUUUUUGUUUUUCUUUUUUUUUUUUUUUUUUCUUCCCCACCCUCGUCUUUGACUUAACAUCUCCACGUGUCCAGCGUUCCACGCGUCCAACGGACCGGUCAGAGCACCAUGCCGGUGGUGGGGGUGGCGUCCAAGCUCAGGCAGCCCAGCGUCGGCUCCCGGCCGGUGCACACCGCUCACCCCAUGCCCAACCUGGGCCGCAGCGGCGCCGGUGCCGGCAUCGGCGUGGGUGUCGGCGGCGUCACUCAGGGUUACCACGCCCCCACUCGGGCCCCCACGGAGGUGAGGGCCAGCGAGUCACCCCUGCUCUCCUCCUGCCAGCUGUCAUUCAAGGGCCAGGAGUACCAGGAGCGGAGGACUCCACCGGCGCGCAGCAGAGAGUCGGAGGAGAGUAAGAUCAGCAAGAUCUACACUGACUGGGCAAACCACUAUCUGGCCAAGUCCGGCUGCCCACGCCUCAUCAAGGACCUGACCCAGGACAUUGCCGACGGAGUUCUGCUGGCAGAAAUCAUCCAGAUCAUUGCAAAUGAAAAGGUGGAGGAUAUCAAUGGCUGUCCUAGAAGUCAGUCUCAAAUGAUCGAGAAUGUAGACACCUGCCUCAACUUCCUGGAGGCCCGAGGAGUGAACGUUCAGGGACUCUCUGCAGAAGAGAUUCGUAAUGGGAAUCUGAAGAGCAUCCUGGGUCUGUUCUUCAUCCUGUCGCGCUACAAGCAGCAGCAGCAGCAUCAGCAGCAGUACCUGCAGUCUCUGGUGGAGCUGCAGCAGCAGGUCACUCACCAGGCCAGCGGGGCGGCACCGUCCAGCCCCCUCAAGACACAAGACAUGCAGUCCAGUCUGACGGCGAGAUAUGCAAGCCCACCCGGCCACAGCGGAAUAGGAGCGAGCCAGAAGAAGAACACAAGGUUACCAGGUCCAUCCCGUGUCCCUACUGCAGGCAGUGGGGGGAAGGCCCAGGGAUCGUCCAACCUCAACAGGAGAAGCCAGAGCUUCAACAGCAUCGACAAGAGCAAGCCUCUACAGUACGCCAGUGGCAAUGACAGAGAGUCUGUAAGGGGCAUCCCCCUGGCGGGCAGCAUGAAUGGCAGCAUGGGCGCGGCGUCGGCAGCUAUGCCCUCCAGCCCCAGCGUGCACCAGCUGGGCUCGGCCAUCCCGUCGCCGUCGGCGGGCAAGUCGUGGCGCAGCAAGUCCAUGAACCUCAAGCACAGCGCCACCUCCUCCAUGCUGUCGCUCAGUAGCCCCACGGCCCUCGCUUCCCCCAACAGCAUCCCCGCGACUGCAUUCGCCCAUGAUGACCGGCGCCGCCCGGGGGCCUCAUCAUCGGCCAGGGGGCUCGGGUCAGUCUCUUGGAACGCCCCCGGCAACCAGCGCUCCAUGCUGGACAAGUUCCGGCUCAUCAACCCGCGCUCGGCCUCGCGGACCUCCCCGUCGGUGGCCGAGAUGGCGCUGCAGGAGGAGGACGACCUGUCGGAGUACGGCGACGACCUGGCGCCGCCCAUGCCCAUCAGCCGGGCACCGGCGUCCCAAGUGCCAUCCGCCGCCUCCACCGCUCUCCCGACGCCCAAGGGCUCCGGCAAGAGCUCCGGCGGCAAGUCCCUGGUCCACCCCAAGGAGAAGGAGGAGAAGGCCAAGAGCAAGGCCAGCAAAGCCAGCACGCCGCCCAAGGAGGAGAGGGAGCCCGCGGCCGGCGAGGCCGGGAAGAAGGGCUCCAAGAUCGCCAGCCUCAUCCCCAAGGGGGGCAAGCCGGCGGGGGGCAAGAAGGAGAGCGGCGCCCAGCCGGCCUCCAGCGGCAUCCCCAAGCCGGGACUGAAGGCCCCUCAAGCCACCGCCAAGCAGUCCCAGGCUUCCGCGACACCAGGGGGCGCCGCCGCGUCGGCCACAGGGGCCGGAGGCACGGGGAGUGGACCAGGACCCGCCGGGGUGGGGGCCCGAGACGGUGGCGAAAAGGUGAAGCACGCCAAGGGGAGCCAGUACUCACAGCGCGAGAGGGGGGCAGGUGAGAGUCGGCGGACCAACAUGACCUCCUCGACCAGCACCUCGGCGCUGUCGGGCUCGUCCGCAGGGAUCGGAGGAGGAGGAGGCGGGGUGAUGGGCGGCAAUGGGGCGGUGCAGUUGCCCCAGCAACAGCAGCACAACCACCCCAACACGGCCACUGUAGCCCCCUUCAUGUACAGGACGUACUCUGAGAAUGACUGCUCCACAGUCGCCCCUGUUGACCCCUGCCUGAGUCCUACCAAGGGGGAGCUGGUCUACAGCAAGACCGCCAAACAAUGCCUGGAGGAGAUCUCUGGAGAAGAUCCGGAGACAAGGCGGAUGCGCACGGUCAAGAACAUUGCAGACCUGCGGCAGAAUCUGGAGGAGACCAUGUCCAGUCUACGGGGGACGCAGAUCAGCCACAGCACCCUGGAAACGACUUUCGACUCCACGGUGACCACGGAGGUCAACGGGCGUGGCCUCCCCGCCCUCUCCAGCCGCUCCUCCCCCAUGGCCUGGCGCCUGGGCCAGUCGCCGAGCCCGCGGCUGCAGGCGGGCGACGCCCCAUCCAUGGCCAGCAGCUACACCUCGUCGGCACGAGCCGCGGGCGGAGGAGGAGGUGGUGGCGCGCCCGAGCUCGGAGAAGCUGACAGCGAUGGCGGUGCCAGAGGCUUGGAGGCCGGCGAGAAAGGCCCGGCUCCUGACGGCGUGGGAGCCCGAGGUGAAUAG